AUGGAUCAUAUUUCUACGCUCUGUGCCUUGAGCACUGUCGGCAUUGCUACUACAGGAUUGGCGCUUGGUCGCGUUGAGCGAACAAAGUCUAGUCUAUUGCGACGCAAAACUCUACCUCAUAAUCAAGUGUCGCCUCAUCCUAACGAAGCGCCAAAUAAUAAUGUCCGACCCCAAACCUCCCGAUCACUACGACCGAAAUCUGCGGGGACAAGUUGGAUCUUACGGGAGAAGCCGACUGAGAACCAGGGAUCGCAAGAUACUCAAUCUAAUGGACCGGAUCUUCGAAAGGCAUCACUCUCCUUUGGCGCUGCUCGAAUGCGCCGCCGUGGUCAAACCUUAACCAACCCACCCCUACGAAUUCCAGAAAAUGAAACAACAGACCCACCACCAUCCCGAAGACCAUCUACUGGCUGGUUACGACGACUAUCAAUAGUAUCAUUUCAAACUGAAAGUCCGUCAACUAAUAGUCCUGUUACUCCAUCCUUCAAUGGGUCAGCGAGUCCAAUCCUUCCCCGUCCUUCUAGCCGCAGAUCUCCCAACAAACUGGUCAAGCGGACGUCACAACAUUCCAAUGUCCCUCUUUUUGUCAACCCUUCUGAGUCUCCCAAUCCUGGCUUACGCAGACCAGCAACUAGCUAUCAACGGUCAGAGUCUAGGCAAUUUCAGUCACCUCUGGUCACAAAUUUUGAAUCGGAAAUCUCAGAGCGCUUUUUACUUGACUCGCCAGGAUUUGAUGAGUUCGGGCUUCAUUCUCAAGAUGAAUGGAAACCAUACUUACUUCCUAAAUCAAGUGGCUUUCCUGCAAAACUUGCCCGAAAAUUGCCCGCUACAGGAGGCCCCAUGGGUUCAGGUGUACGACGAAUAACCUCCGAUCAAGACACCUUACCAGCUUUGGUCCUUGCAACCAGCAUCAUAGCUAAAGCUCCUAAUACUCAAAUCCAGACAGAGCCCCCUUUCACUCCUGUGGAAUUUCGCAAUCCAUUCCAGAAUAAUGGGACUGAUCAACUCACUCCUCUACCAACUCCUCCUCCAGAUAAGCCACGUCACAAACAUUCUUAUUCUAUGAGUGACGCAGAGCCUGAAAGAAUGAUUGUGAAUACUGUGACUGGAUCCGGAGACCCCAUUCUUGGACGGCCUCGUGGUGGCUCAUUAAAGCGUGUAAAGGGUAGAACGUUCUCUAUUCCUCGAACGGAGCUUGCAAAGUUGGAAAAAUCAAUGCCAGGUGUUCCUGCACCACCGCCACAACGGCGGAAUAUUACUGAUCCUAGUAUCUUUCGUCAGCCACAAGGAUUAUCUCCAUCUGGCCUUCCUAUCUCUACUGCUGGAAGAGACGCACAAGUUGGACCAAGAUCAGUAUCACAAGAUUACAAUAUUGGUCUACGUCAUAGCCGUCCAUUGACUUCCGAUGCUGUCGCUCUAUCAACUUGGCAGCAUUCUUGUCGGCCAAGUGGGCCUGAAAGUAAUGUAUACAGUUCCUCGUUACGUCGUCGUCCUAAAAGAUUUUCAAUUGCUGCAUCAGAUCCAUCAGAUCCAUCUUCAACUGUAAUUGGAUCUGAUGAUACACGUGUUUUCACGUCGAGCGAUGAGUAUGAGACAGAUAUGAUGACAGAUUACUGGGACUCAAUACGCACCCGGCGCACCAGUGCAAGUGGGUUAAAGGGCUUACGCAUCGAAACUAUGUUUGAUAAGGCAGGUGCAAACCUUUCAAAUGAGGAAGUCACAACACUCGCAGAUCUACUUCCACAUGGGUCGUUUGCUUCACGUAUUGAAAGGGACCCGCCCAUUUUCUCUGGCGCUCUUCUUCCUGUUGCCCCUCUCCACCUCAACCUCAGCAACAUCACGGCCUUACCAGUAGCUGAGGACGAGUCACAGAGCAGCAUCGGUGCCUUGCCUGAAGACUUUGACCCUCCUUCCUCUCAGGAACACCGAACCACAGACUUCUCUCCUUCACAAAAGCAUUCCUUGUCAGAUUUCCCUCCUUCACAAAAGCGUCUGUCAGAGUUCCAUCCUUCACAUCCUUCUUCACGCAAAAACCCCUUUGACCCGGGCUCCCCUCUUGACGAUAUGUGCUCCCUGCGGGAGGACACGACAGUUAAGAUGAAUAUCUUUGACUGGUCUGAGCAGCGUGAGUCCGAGUCCGAGGCUCGCCCUCGAACUGUACACGGCAAACAACAGGACAUUAACCGUGGAAGCCGCGCUGCCUGCCGCAAGGUCCCCUCUGCUAUUCACCUCCGAAGCCAGAGUGUUCCCGUUGUUGGAGAUGCCACCACCACCGACUCACGUCAAACCUCCGGAAAAUUUGGUACCUGGGCCCUGGGCACCAAGGGCGUCAGUGAGGACUGGGACAGUGACUUCGACUUUGAGGAUGACGACAAUGAGGCUCCUCCAAGCCAGGAUACCAAGACCACCACUGAUUCUGAGUGCCUUUCCCAGACCGUUGCUGUUCCCCAGGCCAUCUUAGAGCGUCAGGCCAGUUUGCGCGGUCAAUUCGGCCAGGUGCAGGAGUUGACACUGCUUGUCGAGGAACUGAAGCGUCUGCGUCACCAAGCUGGACUUCUGAGUCUUCUGGACGGCCCCGCAAGCGAACUCUGGAAGGAAGCCGAGGGCAUCAUCAAUCUGGCGACCAUCGACGACGACGACCACCACCAGCACCGCUCCUCGCCCCCUGGAUCGCCUUCAUCCCUGACUUUCAGCUUCGACGACUCGGACGACGAAGGCUUGAGCAAUGCGGCCAAGAAGUACAAUGGGGGUCGGAAGAGUGACGGUCUUGAUGGACUCGCCCAGGACACCCAGAAGUGUACCUCAGCUCUCGAGCAGCUCUCUAUGCACUCGCCUAAGUCCAAGUCGGUCCUUGACUUCCUUCACCCUAGCCAGCGAACUGAGAGUUCCACCCUGCCUCGCGUCUCCCACCAUGCGCGACCCCAGAAGCUGCCCUUUGACACUUCUUCCCUCCGUGAUCUCGUGGUUCGUGCUGGAGUGGUGACCCGGGCCUUGAAGGAGGUGAUCCGUAAGGCGGAGGGCGUUGAUGCCAAGCCGCAGGACAUCUUCCCUUCUGACCCUCCGUUCCGUCGCAUCUUCGACCAGCCCUCCCAGGAUGACCUGGCGAGCUUUAAGGCCGCAAUGGCCGAGAUGCACUGA
This is a messenger RNA of Penicillium malachiteum, 3138 nucleotides long. RefSeq lists its product as uncharacterized. The record is from RefSeq and is a predicted model, not a curated record. Gene Ontology annotation, biological process: regulation of mitotic cytokinesis. The transcript is spliced from 3 exons. Gene Ontology annotation, molecular function: GTPase activator activity. NCBI's taxonomy places the organism in Eukaryota, Fungi, Ascomycota, Eurotiomycetes, Eurotiales, Aspergillaceae. The coding region runs from base 1 to 3138 and encodes 1045 amino acids.